AUGAAGUCUGAAAGAAAGAACCAGCAAGAGCCUGAGGCCACCCUAUUUGAACGCUGUAUGGCACAAGUGGGUUACUUCAAAGGCAGAAAGAUCCCCGUAUACACCGCCGGAGAACUUGAGUACGAAAAGUCUGUCGCGAACUCGAAUCUUCUCUAUCGCUUUGACAGACCAGCUUGCGUCGUCCAACCCGAGCAUGAAUACCAUGUUCGCGUCGUCGUUGAGCGAGCCAAGAAAAAGAACUUGACUAUGCGAGUUAAGAAUGGCGGUCACUCAUACGCUGGGUUCUCGUCUAUACAAGAUGGUAUCUCUAUUGACUUGGUCAACAUGAAACGGGUGGACCUUGACAUGGACAACAUGACUAUUACUAUGGAUGCAGGAGCCCUGUGGGCUCAUGCUUAUCACGAGCUGAUCAACGAACACCACAAUGGUUAUGUGAUUAACGGCGGACGUUGCCCUAGCGUCGGAGUUAGCGGCUUCACUUUGGGUGGAGGCUUAGGACCGUUCACCCGAAGCUUCGGUUUAGGAAGUGACACGCUCAUGGGAGCUCGCAUCGUCACUCCCGAUCGCGUGAUCCAAGUAUCUCGUGAUGACAAGGAAAUCGAGAACAAGAAGCUCUUCUGGGCCCUUUGCGGCGCUGGGGGAAACAACUAUGGAGUCGUAACCCAGCUGAAGAUGGAUGUUCAGAAGUUGAAGCAAGAUGUUGUAGUUGCUGGGGUUUAUACCUGGUCACCAUUCGGUGACCUAGAGUCCCAGUCACACUUUACCGAAACCAUGGCAGAGUUCUACCUUGCUGAUUGGUCAAACGAGAUGACCAUCGACACCAGUUGGUUGAUGGACCUGAAAGACAGCCGAGAGGUUCCGGCAGUGCGAUUUCUAGCCUACUACAACGGGCUAGAGAAAGCUUUUGACAAAGAGGUAAAUGAACGUCUACAAGCCUGUGUCAAAGGCCCGAAAGAAUGCAAGUCACUACAGCAGCAUCUCAAAGAUCGAACUCUACAAGAGCCCUCGACCCGAUUUCUUCACGAGACUCUUGUUGCUCAAUGGUCGGAAGAGACACAGAGGUCCUUGCCUUCAAAUGCCGCUUUCAAGGUCUGCACGUCGUUUUCGUUUACCAAGUUCACCAAUGACACCAAGGGAAAACUCUUCGAGAUCAUCGGUAUCCUUCAAGAGAGGCUCGUGGCUUUCAAGAAGCAGUUCAAGGGUGAAGAGGGCUCUAUUAGAGUUUCUUGGAUCCAUUCCGGGGGCGCGUCAAGCAAGGAGGAAUCUGCCUAUUCCGCUUACCCGUGGCGUGAAUGUGUAUAUCACACUUACGUCAUGAUUGAGUGGAAGGACAAGUGGUUGGAGAAAGAUAUGCGAGAGUUUCUCGGUACUUUCAACGCGAAGCUGAGAGAGUAUUCCAUGAGCAAACUGGGCGUGUACAUCAACUUUCCAGACGAAAACUUAGACGGAAACACCUAUGAGAGAGCAUACUAUGGUGAAAAUGCAGGGGAGUUGCAAAGGAUCAAGGCAGUUUGGGACAAAGAUAAUAUUUUUGGAUGGUCGCAUGGGAUAAGGCCCGGACCCCAUGUUGAAGAUGCUAGUUUGUUGGCAGACACAUCCUCACCUCCACCGCCGAGCAAUAAUGCCAUUUGCGAGGGGUUUGCAAACCCGAAGGAGAUGUUGGAUAAAUUUGCGAGCGAGUCUUGGCCUAGUCACGCACCUGGCCUUGAAAGUUCUUUGGUUGGACCAGAUAUCCUAUAA
Molecule: messenger RNA, 1740 nt
Organism: Fusarium venenatum
Lineage: Eukaryota; Fungi; Ascomycota; Sordariomycetes; Hypocreales; Nectriaceae
Molecular function (GO): FAD binding; oxidoreductase activity
Source: RefSeq, a predicted model, not a curated record